AUGUUGACGACAUACUUGAAAACCAUUUCAUCUUCAUUAUCCAGUUUGGUGUUCCGUUGGCUCGCUAUUCCGUGGCUCCAGAGUGAACUUGACAAAUGGGUCAUUGUUCGAAAUCGAACUCCUCCACGCGCCAACACCAAGAAGGUCUUGCCUCAUGGGAUUCCGGAACUGAUGCGUGAGAAGCCAGAGCAGUUUGGAGCUCUCAAUUUUAAGAUUCCUGUACCAACAGAGCUCAUUGACCGUCUUGAAGCAGAGUUUGCUCCUCCUGACCACCCGGUCUUUCAGCUGACGCCACCCUUAUUCAAUCAGCGUGCAAGUCCUUUCUAUUCUAGCAUUGGGUCUCCCAUGAUCACUUUUCGUACAUUCUGGGACAUGUACCGCCAACUACUCCAUUGUUUCCGUCAAGAUUUGGAGACUGACCAUGAUGAGGCAAUGGCCUCUCUCAUUUCUUCGCAACGCGCCCACACACAAGAGGUUGAGGAGGAUUCAAUUCCACUCAUGGAAGGUCUGAGGGAACUUCGGCAGGGUGAUCAAGUUGUUGGAGCUUAUAAUCAUGAUGGUGACGGGUCUGACUAUGCGUCCUUCACCAAUGAUUCAGACGAAGAGUCUGAAGCUAACCUGCAAGGCGUGACAUUGGCACUCUUUGCAAGUUUCUUUCAUACUACCUGA
Molecule: messenger RNA, 669 nt
Organism: Laccaria bicolor S238N-H82
Lineage: Eukaryota; Fungi; Basidiomycota; Agaricomycetes; Agaricales; Hydnangiaceae
Exons: 5
Coding region: 1-669 (222 amino acids)
Source: RefSeq, a predicted model, not a curated record